AUCGCACCAAUCUCGAAGCACAAGCAAUCCCCAUUCCCAGGCCGCCGGCAGGCCCCAUCGCCGGCGUCGUUUCUCCGCGGCCGCCACCGGACUUGGCCAGGGAGAAGGCUUCAGGUCGAUCUCCGCGAGGUUCUGCCAUCACGCAAUCCUGCCUUGCCUCUGGAUCAGCAGCUUAGAGUACGAGUAAGUUGAUGGAAGCUGAAAGAAGCCAGCUCAGUCAAAUCGACCCAAGAAGAGCCCGCUUUCCUUGUUGCAUAGUAUGGACUCCCAUACCUUUCAUCACAUGGCUGGUACCGUUUAUCGGUCAUAUUGGCAUUUGCAGAGAAGAUGGUGUAAUCCUGGACUUUGCUGGUCCAAAUUUCGUGUCAGUUGAUAACUUUGCUUUUGGAGCUGUUGCACGCUACAUUCAAGUAAAUGGCGAUGAGCGCUACAAGCUUCUUGGCACUCAAGUAGAGGCGGCAUGGGACGACGCUCUGAAGAAAGGUGUGCAGGAGUUCCAGAACAGGAGCUACAGCCUGUUCACCUGCAACUGCCACUCCUUCGUCGCAAACAACCUGAACCGGCUCUUCUACUCCGGCCACGACAAGUGGAACGUGGUCAGCCUGGCUGCUGUCAUGUUCCUGCGGGGCCGCUGGGUGAGCACUGCGUCUGUGGUGAAGACCUUCGCGCCGUUCGCCGUGGUGCUCACUGUUGGGGCUCUCCUUGGCGGCAUGACAUUCCUGGUGGGCCUGCUCGCUUUCACGGCCGCUAUGACCGGAUGGUUCCUUGUUGGCACCUACUGCAUCAAGAGUCUUAUAGAGUUGUAACCGGAGUCUAGCGGGCCUGGGUUUAGAUUGGGGACUUGGGUUCUCCUUGUGAUUAAUGACCAUGUGUGUACUACCUUGUAACAUCAUCUAUGAGUGUUCUUUUGUCUAUC
This is a messenger RNA of Lolium rigidum, 916 nucleotides long. RefSeq names its product protein RTE1-HOMOLOG. The coding region runs from base 192 to 806 and encodes 204 amino acids. The transcript has 3 exons. Gene Ontology annotation, cellular component: Golgi apparatus; endoplasmic reticulum. Lineage: Eukaryota; Viridiplantae; Streptophyta; Magnoliopsida; Poales; Poaceae. Gene Ontology annotation, biological process: regulation of ethylene-activated signaling pathway; response to ethylene. The record is from RefSeq and is a predicted model, not a curated record.